Molecule: messenger RNA, 2226 nt
Organism: Adineta ricciae
Lineage: Eukaryota; Metazoa; Rotifera; Eurotatoria; Adinetida; Adinetidae
Source: the annotation of a GenBank genome assembly
AUGCAAUGGAAACGGAGAAUUAGGCAAAAUAUUUUCAGAAUUAUGUCGGAAAAACAUUACAUCCUCGAUAUAUCUGAUGAACGGCACGAUGAUCAACGACAUCAACAUUACGUACAUGCUUUGCGUGCAAAGAAAAGUAGAUUUCAAACUGAGCGACAGUAUCGAUUGUAUUCUCCAGAGCGCGCUCGACCGAUUACUCGAUUAGGAAAAGCAAAAGAGUUAAUUGAAGAUGAAGAUGCAGACGAGGAAAGAUUUUCUUACGAACCAUACGAAUCAAUAGAUAUUUGGGACUUUGCUUAUCGCCGAUGUCGAUAUGAGUUCUCAAUAUCAUAUGCCAUUCGAUUGAAAGAUGCUGACUUUCUUGAAGUACUUCUUCGCCAGUUAAAAUUGAAUUAUGAAAAUGACUUUCACCCAAAAGUUAAAGAUAAUUUCGGUAGAAGAAGAACAAGACAUCGAAGAAGAAUAACGAGAAGCGAAACAAUGCUUACUGAUGCAAUUAAGAAUGCGGAUUCGCGAUGUGUUGAAACAAUAUUAGAUGGUGUAUAUGACGGUUUUAUCUAUUCAACAAUUGUUGAUCAUGUGUGUGCUAACGGAAGAACUGCUCUUUGGCAUGCUUGUAGAAAAGGAGACUUCAAUUUUGUCCGUGAACUCGUAGAACGUGCGCACGCAAAUGUCAAUAGAUGUGGAGUUUUACUCGUUGCAAUUCAAAAUAAUCAUGAGGAAAUUGUUAAUUAUCUAUUACAACAAGGAUGUGAUCCUAAUCGACGAGUGAAAAAUUAUAAUGAAAGUGCGCUACACAUCGCUUCGCGUCGAAAUCGACUCGCAAUAGUCAAAUUAUUAUUGAAAUACGGUGCCGAGGUCAACGUACUCGAUUAUAAGAAGAGAACUCCUCUAGAUUAUGCUGUACAUAAAAGAUAUGUUGACAUUGCUAGAAUUCUUAUUGAGCAUCAUAAUGGACGCUUCAUUAUGGGUCAAGCAGGAUUCACCCCAUUGAUGUUAGCAGCAUAUUGCGACAAUAAACCCAUCGUACAAUUACUUGUGAACAUAUUACCUGAUCAACAGGUUUUAGACGAAUUGCUUCUCUUGGCUUCUCGGUAUACAAUUGAUGGUAAUUUAAGUAAGCGUGAUGAGGCCUAUUGUUAUUUUGAGAGGGCAUUAAGUCGAGCAGCACCAGCAUGUAUCAAUCCGUCUUGUGAAGCUUAUGAGUAUCUUACUGAAUGUCAAACACUUGACGAGCUUGUUUCCAUACGAAACGACGAUAAUAAACUACGAAUGUACGCAUUAGUUGUUAGUGAACGGCUUUUACUUCAGAAAGGUGAACUUAAGCAUCUUCUCACACUGAUUAUGAAACAGAGUGAUGUGUACCGAUGGCAGAGACUAUUCCGUCGUUGCCUACAAUUACGAAUGCAUGCUUAUCAACUACUAUUACAAGCAGAAGAUCAUCGUAAAUACGAUGAGAAAGUGCAGAAAAGUUAUCUUUUUCAAAUUGUCAGUAGUUUAUACAAGAUAUUGGAAACAGAAAAGAGAAUACCUGUUCAUUCACUGGCGCGUAUUUGGUCAUGGAUACUCGAUGAAUUCAAUCGGUCAUUAAACGAUGUCUUAAUUAAGCUUCUAAUGAUUGUGUUUUAUCUCUUGGAAACUAACAACAUCAAUGGCAAUGAAAAAUAUAUUCUUGUCGGUCUCCUUGUGCGACUUAUACGUAAAAAUAUUUUCAUAAAGCAACAAUACAGUCCUUUGAGAUAUUUUAUUAAUCAAGCUGUCUCGGACGUAAAUGAACUUACAUGCGCUUCUGCUAGUCUACCAGCAUUGUCCAUCAUUCGAUGGUUGAUAUAUGCUGGAGCAGACGUCAAUGAAACCGAUUCACAUUCAAAGAUGACCCUGCUGCAUUACAUCGUACAACCCUAUAACAUCGAUAAAGCAAGACCAAUACUUCAAAUUCUUCUGGAUGCAGAUGCACACAUCGAUUGUGUUAACGCAUACGGUCGUUCACCAGAGGAUUAUGUCGAUGAUAGGGAAGUCAAAGAAAUUCUACGAGCUCAUCGAAAAAUUUCGCUCAAAUGUCUAUGCGCCCAUCUGAUUGUUUCCAGCAAAAUAUCUUAUAAACAUUGUCGUUCGCCGAAAUUAGUUCAUUUUGUAAACAUCCACAGUGACGAUAAUGGCGGAUCCAGAGUCUUCAAGAAACCAAAUGCUUCCUCAAACGAAUGGACUAUGGAAUUAGAGUGGUAG